UUUAUGCAUGCAGCCUAAAAGUGAUCAGAGGUUGUGCAAACUGGAAGGGAGGGAAGAAACCACCAGAGCCCAAAUGGGUGUGAAUCAACCACUGGGUGUUAUUCAUAGAAACUGCAUGGAGAACUCUUGCAAUAAGCUGAUGUUUGUCAUUCAGUAGUUGACAUGAGGAGUGUAUGAAACUACCACAAGAGAGACAGUACAGGGUAGCAUAAAAAUACCUUUAAACGCACACUGGGACCUGAAAGAUGUCAAAAAAAAAUCUGAAGAGAUGAACUUUCUGUUUGCAGCUAUGAUGUGUGUGCUGGAACAGGAAAUGAAUGCAGACAGAGGAGGCAGGCAAGCUGAAACUGGCACAAAGCACUAGCGUGUAUACACACCCACCCACAUACAAGCAUACAGACACACACACUGGCCCUGAGCAACAACUGUCAGAACUAGAACUUUGAGCUAUAGGUGGAACGACAAAGCGGUGGCGGCAAAAGACCGAAGCCUGUCUAAGACAUUAAGCGGAGUGAGUUUCUGAGAAAGGAAAAGAGAUUUAAAGACGAAGAAAAACAAGAGACGGAUCCUACAAAUGUAACUUGAGCAAGAAGAGAAGGAAACAAAGGUGUGGAGAAGAUGGUGCUCCGAUCCUGCCUGAGCAGGAGGGCCUUUCCUGAACCUUGAUUCCAGCUUGAUUCCCUUAAGGGGUGAAUGGGUGAGACGGGUAAGAUGACGUCCUUACACAGUCUGGGCCUGGUAUUGGUGGAGUUUGAAUAUGAAUACGAGGGACGGGAUGGUCACAUGGUGUCCAUUAAACCCAACGAGCGCUACAUCCUCCUAUCCAAAACAAAUGAUCAUUGGUGGCAUGUGUGCAAAGAUGAACAAGCCAAGCCAUUUUAUAUCCCUGCUAAAUAUGUAAAAGAGCUUCCACCCAACUUCCCUUCACCUCUAGACUUCAGAGAGCCUCCAGCCCCUGAUGUGAGGCUUGCAGUGCCUGACCUCACAGAGAUCCGCAAACCAGAUGAGGUGACAAUUAGAUUUCGCUCCAAAGGGAAUUACCACAAAACAGAAAACCGCAUGUCGACGUUUGGAGUUCCUUUGGAUUUACAUGAGCCCCCUUCUUACAAACAUGGCGGACCUUCAGAUUCUCUCAUCUCCCUAAACACUGUGUCUGCCUCAGAAUCAUCACAGCAGAAGAAAAGGGUGAAUCAUGCGACUAAUCUGCUGUUCGGCUCUCGCAAUGCUCCAGCUGAAACAGUGCCUGAAAAGUUUAGAGUUCCCAGCUUCAGCCCAGCCGACCCUCUCCAUAGACCUACCCCUGCCAAACCUGUGGAGCUCCCCGUCAUCAAGAACCUAAAUGAGACCAGGCCUCACAGGAAGUCUCCCGAGCUGGAACCCCCAAUAGAGCCUGAAAGUGAAAGUUCCAGUUCAGAACCACUGCCAUCACCAGACUCUGAGAAUAUUUAUGAAUCCAUAUCAGACCUGAAUCUAGACCUGUUGUCACUGACAGAUAAAGCACCUGCUGGAUUGCCAAACCCUCAGACCAACACUUCAUGCUCACCUCAAACAAUAAAGACUGAGAAUGACCCCACCACUGCAGUGUAUGCUAACGUUUCUGACCUGAAGAAGACCGUUCCUCGCUCUUCUAACUCCUCUGCCUCCACCUGCUCCUCACCCGGCAUCGCCCUCAGUCCCGCCCCAGAUACCGUCUCCCCACCCAAUUCGGCCGGAUGGCAGGUCCAUACUGACCACGACAGCGGAAAGGAUUACUACUACCACCCUGCCACAGGACAGAGCAGUUGGUCUGAUCCCCGUAGCCCCCACCCAGGAGCUGGUAUGGAGUCUGUGACCUCACCCAUGCCUGUGCCCACCCCAUCCUCAGCACACUCACUGGGCUCUGACUGGGUGCAGCUUUUGGAUGAGACCACUGGGAGACAUUAUUAUUAUAAUUACGCUUUGAAGCAAACCUCUUGGACUGCCCCGGAGCCAUCGCUACCUCCGUCCUCCACGGACGAGGCACACAGUCAUGGCAAGGAGGCAGAUUUCCCGCCACCUCUUCCAGAUGAGGACUACCCAACAAAUCUGUGUGAGGAUUCCCACAUUUUACUUCAACUCCCUAAGGAUUUUCAGUUGCCCCCAGUCAAGCGUGCCGUCAUCCCUAGGGCUGUUAUGGACCCACGUAAAGAUGCCCCUCUGGGCUGGACUCACUCUAUAGGGGCCGAUGGCAAAUCUGUCUACACAAGUGAUCUCACACAAGAAAAGUGGAUCCAGUCUAAGGAUGACAAAGGGAAGUUGUAUUACCACUUAAAAGAUGGGUCUAAAUGUCAGUGGACCCUUCCAGAGGCUUCAGUCCCGUCAGGUCAGCCGAUGAAUGGAAACGGAAUAGACCAAGAUGCUCAACCUGUUUUGAACAACUGGAGAUUCACAAUGGCCCAGUUCAACAUGUCUCAGGAAGACCUGAAAUUUUCCCCCUCACACAGGCGGAUCGCCUCUGACAACGCCAGUGAUGCAUCCAGCACAGGGAAUUCACCAGAAUCGCAGCAUUACGAUAAAAAGUUAAGACGGAGGAGAAACCUGUCCAGUCAAAGCACAGAUUCACAUUCUCAUCAUUCAACAAUGGAGAAGGCUGGGAUUCUCAACAAGACCAAAGUGGCUGAGAAUGGAAAGAGGCUGAGGAAGAACUGGGCGCAGUCGUGGACUGUUCUUCAUGAUGGCAUACUCACUUUCCACAAAGACCCAAAAUUUACACCUGCUGGGAUGUCUACCAAGUCCAAUCAGAUUGUCCCGGAGUACACAGUGGAACUGAAAGGAGCGACUUUAUCAUGGGCGUCUAAAGAAAAGUCGAGCAAGAAGAAUGUUUUAGAGCUCAAGACACGUCACGGCUCUGAGUAUCUGAUACAGUAUGACACAGACAGCAUCAUACAUGACUGGCACAAGAUCAUUUUGGACACCAUCAGACUGCUGCAGGACCAUGGCCAUUACUCAGAGGAUGAAGUGGAAGACAUCCCAGAAAAAUUGCCUGCAGAUAAAGAGAAGAAGACUGAAUCAACAAGACUGAGUUCCUCAAGUAACAUAGACAUAGAACAGGGCCGUGUCCGUACCAAGCUACGCAAGUUCCUCCAGAGGCGGCCCACCCUGCAGUCAGUCAAAGAGAAGGGCUACAUCAAAGAGAAUGUGUUUGGCUGCCACAUAGACACCCUCUGUCAUAGAGAAAACACAACCGUGCCCAAGUUUAUGGAAAAAUGCAUCAGAUCUGUUGAGAAAAGGGGUCUGAAAAUAGAUGGAAUCUACAGAGUGAGCGGGAACCUGGCUGUCAUCCAGAAGCUGCGAUAUAAAGCUGAUCAUGAAGAGGAUCUGGAUUUGGAGGAUGGGCAGUGGGAAGAGAUUCAUGUGAUCACAGGAGCUUUGAAGCUUUUCCUACGUGAACUUCCUGAGCCUCUUUUCCCCUUCAGCUUUUUUGAUAGGUUCAUCGCUGCCAUUCAAAUGAGUGACUACAGCCAGAAAGUGUCAUAUAUACGAGAUCUGGUGAGAAACUUGCCUUUGCCCAAUCACGACACCAUGGAGGUUCUCUUCAGACAUCUCCGAAAGGUUAUUGAGCACGGUGAGCAGAACCGCAUGUCUGUCCAAAGUAUGGCCAUCGUGUUCGGCCCAACAUUGCUGAGACCGCAGGAGGAGUCCAACAUCACCAUGCACAUGGUCUUUCAGAACCAGAUUGUGGAGCUCGUACUCAACGAGUUCAAUGAGCUCUUCAAAACCAAAUGAAAUUACCCAAUAAAAGGAAAGAGAAUACAACCAUCAGCACCAUCUUCUGAUGUUCCCAUCAUCUCUCCAGAGAAAUGAACUAGGUUACUGACUGAGUCGAUAUCAACUGUCCCAAUCAAUAUUUUUUUUAUUAGAACUAAUCAAAACAUCACAACAAAUAAGUGCCCUGUGAAACAUCAAGAGGAUCUGCAUUUUAAAACUUAAUGCAAUCUGUGUUUUUGGUACUGCUGAAAUCAAGAGAACAGAAAGCCAAAGGGAUCAUCAGUUGAUAUGAUCAAACCGAUCUUAUUAAGAAAGACAAAUUCUGAUUUGUCAAGGUUUUAUGUUUGAGAUGAAACAAUUGUGGAGUCCUCGGUAAGAAAUAACUUACAACAAUUGCUUUGAAGAUAUUAGACAAGCAGAGCACAUACUUGUACUUGUUACUGAAUAAUAUACUGUAUAUUAUUGCUACUCAUCCAAAAUGGUUCCUGUGGAACAAUGAAAUUUUUCCAUUAGCCAAACAAACAAGCUUUUUCCUGUGAGAUUUCUGUGCAGAUGUUGAAUGAACAAGCAAAGGUUCUCUACUAAGGUAUGGACAUUUGCUUGAUUUUUAAUUUUUCUCUGAACAAAGAUCUUGAUGAUGAAACCUGGGCUUUAAAGUGCUUAAUGACUAAUGUGGAAGAAGCACUAGGCCUAUGAAUCUUAUUGCUGAGGAGACUGAAAAAAAAAAGUGUUUUUUUGAUCAACUGUAUGAACUAACAUUUUUCACUGUCUUUAAUCUUUAAGAUCAAACAUUGUACUGACAGUACAAUGUACAGAAGUAUGAAAAUGAAUAUAAUGAAUAAUAGAACAUUAUGCAGUAAAGUAAAAUGUGGAUGUGCAUUGUGUGUUUGUGGAUGUAGACUAAAGCUGUACAUAUUUUACAUAUGUUUAUAAAAAAAAUAUGGUUAAAAAAAUAAUUGGCAAUUUCAUUACAUUACAGAGAUAAAUAUUCUGUAAAUAAAACACCAUAUUUAAUUUUAUGCAAAUAUGUGCAUAGUUGUUACACUGGUAAUUACAGAAAUCUAGGAAAUAUAUCAAGAUAUAAGAAAGAAAUGUUGUUUUUAGUAUUACAAGAGUGCAUAUAUACAAUAAUUAUUGUGCAAACCAGAUGAAAAAGAUGUACAUCAAUUUAAGAUAGUGAACAGAUAUUAUCACUGGACUAUAUAUCAAUGCAAUGUGAGAAAUUAUAAAUAAAUAUGGUGCCUUCAUUUUCA
Ctenopharyngodon idella (grass carp) is the source of this 4979-nucleotide messenger RNA. RefSeq names its product Rho GTPase activating protein 27, like (gene arhgap27l). Bases 694 to 3744 code for a protein of 1016 amino acids. The record is from RefSeq and is a predicted model, not a curated record. Gene Ontology annotation, molecular function: protein binding. Gene Ontology annotation, biological process: regulation of GTPase activity; signal transduction. Gene Ontology annotation, cellular component: cytoplasm. NCBI's taxonomy places the organism in Eukaryota, Metazoa, Chordata, Actinopteri, Cypriniformes, Xenocyprididae. The transcript is spliced from 20 exons.